CAGUAAAUGAUUUCUAUUGAUUUUGUGCUUGAACCACAUAGAAUGACUCGACGUUUAAAAUGAUUCACAAAUUAAUAUAAUUUUAUACAUUUUUCUUACUUAAUGGACUGUAGCGAUUUAUUUAGCAGCGAGAAACUGAUAGGGUUCCUUGCAAGUAAUGCAAAAACGUCCAUAGUUAAAUCUUGUUACUCCGAAUCGAGUGGACUUCUAGCAUUGCUUCUUUCAGAUAACGUCAUUGUUUAUGCACUCUUACGUAACACUGUUGAUGGAUCGGAAUUUGAGGUGAAAUCGUUUGUAGUGCCUCUAAACUUAAGUGUUACCGAUUUUGAUCUGAGCAGUUCUGGGAAGUACUGUCUAUGUGCUUUGGGUUCCAUUAAUUCGCAGCUUAUUAUCUGCCCAGCUCAAGCAUUAUUCGCUGAGGUUCAAGUUAACGGACCUUGGGAUACUAAAAAUGCUACUUUCAUUGACUACAUUCCGGGAUACUACUCGGAAAUCGAGCUGCUUGAAACAGGAUUGCAAGGUAGUCCGACGGGGGGUUCCCAGUCGAGGAGUCCGACUGACUACUCAUCACUGGUGGGUACAGUGGCCAUUGGGUGGUACCACGUGACAGGUCGUGAUCUGGCGGUGGUUGUCCACGAGGAGCAUGCAGUGUCCAUUGUGGAUCUGAGGGAGAGGAUGACUAUUGCGAAGGGGUCCCUGAAGGGAAUGACGCUUGUGGAUGCGCUGUUUCUCAAGCAUGAUAACAAGGUAGUGGUGAAGAAUAAUGAGUCACAAUGGUAUGGCUUCUCUCUCGGAGACAAUUUCUCAUCCGCAAUCUCCAAGAUAGCCUGGACCAGACACUCGAGCAGUGACAACAGCGGCAGUGCAGGCGAGUGA
Molecule: messenger RNA, 876 nt
Organism: Symsagittifera roscoffensis
Lineage: Eukaryota; Metazoa; Xenacoelomorpha; Acoela; Convolutidae
Exons: 2
Coding region: 103-876 (257 amino acids)
Source: RefSeq, a predicted model, not a curated record